GAUUACUAUGUUUUUUGGCACCUGUUGUUGUGUGUAACCAACUUGAUUAAUGUUUUUGUUUCAGUUUAUGCACUUUCAUGACCUAUGAUGAUAAUUCUUUUGAGUUUGAGUUUAUCCAUGGGUUGAUCUCUUUCUCCAAAUAUGGAAAUUGGAAUGGAUUGUAAUUUGUUACUAGUCAAGAAAUCAACAAAACCAUCACAAACCCACUCCACCAAUUUCCUAAAUUUGCAUUGAUUUCAGGUUGAAGAAAAAUGGGAGGUGGAAAAGACAGGCCGGACGAGGAAUCUAGUGACAAAGGGCUGUUUUCAAAUCUUGCAGGAUUUGCUGCUGGACACUACCCUCCCCCACAUGGUGCAUACCAUUCUCAAGGUUAUCCACCAUCUGCAUAUCCUCCUCCAGGUGGAUACCCACCAUCUGGAUAUCCUCCUCCGGGUGGAUACCCACCAUCUGGAUAUCCUCCUCCGGGCGCAUACCCACCAUCGGGAUAUCCUCCUCCGGGCGGAUACCCACCAGCGGGAUAUCCUCCUCCAGGUGGAUACCCCCCUGCACCAUAUCCUCCCCCUGGUGGAUACCCGCCAUCUGGUUAUCCUGGUCCUUCAGCACCACCAUAUCAUUCAGGGCAUGGAUCCAACACAGGAGCAUUGCUGGCUGGGGGUGCUGCUGCAGCAGCUGCUCUUUACGGGGCUCACCAGCUCUCACACGGUGCUCACCAUCUUGGCCAUGGAGGUUACUAUGGCCAUGGCUUUGGCCAUCACGGGAAGUUAAAGCACGGAAAGUUCAAGCAUGGCAAGUUUGGAAAGCGCUGGAAACAUGGAAUGUAUGGAAAGCAUAAGGGGGGUUUCUUCAAGAGAUGGAAAUGAUUCAUCUGGUUCCCUAGUGUGUUUGGCUUUUCUACCAUCUUUACUUCCUGGUUUAUUUGGCUUUCUACUAUUUACCAAUAUGACUUGGGCUACCUGUUCUUUAAUUUGAUUAGGGUUUUUAGCGCUUGUACACUUAACCCAACUACUACUAGCUAACCUUUUGUACAAAAUGAUCUUUUGGUGGUGCAUGAUGGGAAUCAUAUUAGUUUUCCAACUCCUGUUUUUUGAAA
This is a messenger RNA of Vitis riparia (riverbank grape), 1090 nucleotides long. RefSeq names its product glycine-rich protein A3-like. The transcript is spliced from 3 exons. The coding region runs from base 252 to 860 and encodes 202 amino acids. The record is from RefSeq and is a predicted model, not a curated record. Lineage: Eukaryota; Viridiplantae; Streptophyta; Magnoliopsida; Vitales; Vitaceae.